Messenger RNA from Rhincodon typus (whale shark), 1593 nucleotides. RefSeq names its product MOB family member 4, phocein (gene mob4). Gene Ontology annotation, cellular component: cytoplasm. Bases 52 to 720 code for a protein of 222 amino acids. The record is from RefSeq and is a predicted model, not a curated record. NCBI's taxonomy places the organism in Eukaryota, Metazoa, Chordata, Chondrichthyes, Orectolobiformes, Rhincodontidae. The transcript has 8 exons.
GGAAGGGCGCCUUUAAGAACAUCCGGGUAAAGACGUCCGGGCUGCGAGGCGAUGGCGGUCACCGUCCUCCUCAGGAGGAACCGGCCGGGGACGAAAGCCCAGGAUUUUUACAGCUGGCCGGAUGAGUCGCUGGACGAGAUGGACAGUACUCUGGCGGUUCAGCAGUACAUCCAGCAAAGCAUAAGGGACGAUGCCUCGGAUAUUGAGAAAAUCCUGGAGCCUCCAGAAGGGCAGGAUGAGGGAGUCUGGAAAUAUGAGCACCUCCGGCAGUUCUGUCUUGAGCUCAACGACCUGGCUGUCAAACUGCAGGGUGAGUGCCACUCAGACACAUGUACGCAGAUGACAGCCACUGAGCAGUGGAUAUUCCUGUGUGCCGCACACAAAACCCCUAAGGAGUGCCCUGCUAUUGACUACACCAGACACACACUGGACGGUGCUGCCUGCUUAUUGAACAGCAACAAAUACUUCCCCAGCAGGGUCAGCAUCAAGGAAUCCUCCGUGGCCAAACUGGGUUCCGUCUGUCGCAGGAUCUACCGGAUCUUCUCCCACGCCUACUUCCACCACCGCCAGAUCUUCGAUGAUUACGAGAACGAGACCUACCUGUGCCACCGCUUCACCAAGUUCGUCAUCAAAUACAACCUGAUGUCAAAGGACAACCUCAUUGUGCCCAUCCUGGAGGGGGAGAUUCAGAAUGCCACGGCCGGGGAGAGUGAGGCCUGAGUGAGAUACCGAGCUGCGGGUGUCUGGGUGGGAGAGGCCGUCACCCUAACCCAACCCAAACCCCAACCUUUGUUUCUCAUCGCUGCUGAGGGCCCAGCGAUUCGCUCAGUACCCCCUCGCAGAGCCCAGACUGUGUCUCCUUUUCUGCUGUCCCUUUUUAUUUUUGCUGUUUUCGGGGUUCAUUCCUGCUUGCUCUGAUACGUCACCCACCUGCCUCCGUUCUUGUUGUUUGUCUGUUCUUAUAAUUGUUCGCUGUCUUCUUCCACAGACCUUGUUUAUUUAUAGGACGGUCAUCGCUGCUAGACUCGCUCUCUCUCUCGUGCUUCCCUUCCCUGGUGUUUGUGUGUUUUUUUUUGUAUCCUUGAAAACACCACAAUCAUGGUUUUUAAAAGACACUGCAAUUGGUUUGUUCCCUGUUUUUAGGGCCCCUAGCCCAGCCUUGCACAUGUUUGAUUGCACGGUGUAGAGGGAGCUUUACUCUGUGCUGUCCCUGGGAGUGUUUGAUUGGGGGGUGGGGGGGAGCAGUGUAGAGGGAGCUUUACUCUGUAUCUAACCCCGUGCUGUCCCUGUCCCUGGGGGUGUUUGAUUUGGGGGGGAUGGUGUAGUGUGAGAACACUUGGACAAGACUUUUUUUUUGGUGUGCAGACUGACUUCAGUAAGAAAUGAGGGCCCAGUUUACAUGAAAAUUAUAUCUGGGGCUGGAGUCCUGAGCAGAGCUAUGUUAACCUGCCCUGCACUGAUCGGGUACAGCUAAAUGUGCAGCUAAUGUAUACUGUUAAACCUACCCUUGGUUUCGAGUUUCGUGUAAACACACUGAACAUUUUUAUAUUCACGUUCACGAUGCCUAAUAUUAAAAGCCCCAUUUGUCUCAAA